GGAUGAGCGCUCGUCUCUUCCGCCUCCUUUCGUCCGGGCUGGCGUGGCUUCCUUCCGGGCUUGCCGAAGAAAAGUUACGGGGAGGUUCAGAGGCAACCGGGGCUUUAGACAGAAUGGACAGCCAUGGACGGAAAGUGGUGGUGUGUGACAACGGCACCGGAUUUGUCAAGUGCGGCUAUGCUGGCUCCAACUUUCCAGAGCACAUCUUCCCCGCCUUGGUGGGCAGGCCCAUCAUUCGCUCAACAGCCAAAGUGGGAAACAUUGAGAUCAAGGAUUUGAUGGUGGGGGACGAGGCCAGCGAGCUGCGCUCCAUGCUGGAGGUCAACUACCCCAUGGAGAACGGCAUCGUGCGCAACUGGGACGACAUGAAGCACCUGUGGGACUACACGUUCGGGUCGGAGAAGCUCAACGUCGACACGCGCAACUGCAAGAUCCUCCUCACCGAGCCGCCCAUGAAUCCCACCAAGAACCGGGAGAAGAUCAUCGAGAUGAUGUUCGAGACGUACCAGUUUUCAGGCGUCUACAUAGCCAUUCAAGCCGUGCUGACGCUGUACGCUCAAGGCCUUCUGACCGGCGUGGUGGUGGACUCUGGCGACGGCGUGACGCACAUCUGUCCCGUGUAUGAAGGAUUCAGCCUGCCACACUUGACCAGACGUCUGGACAUCGCCGGGCGGGAUAUCACCCGCUACCUCAUCAAGUUGCUGCUUCUCCGAGGCUACGCCUUCAACCACUCGGCCGACUUUGAGACAGUGCGCAUGAUGAAGGAGAAGUUGUGCUAUGUGGGCUACAACAUAGAGCAGGAGCAGAAGCUGGCACUGGAGACCACCGUGUUGGUGGAGUCCUACACGCUCCCAGACGGCCGUGUGAUCAAGGUGGGCGGCGAGCGUUUCGAGGCGCCCGAGGCCCUCUUCCAGCCUCACCUCAUCAACGUGGAGAGCGUGGGCGUGGCCGAGCUACUCUUCAACACCAUCCAGGCGGCCGACAUCGACACCAGGCCCGAGUUCUACAAGCACAUUGUGCUGUCGGGAGGUUCCACCAUGUACCCAGGGCUGCCCUCGCGACUGGAGAGGGAGCUCAAGCAGCUGUAUCUGGAGCGUGUGCUCAAGGGGGAUGUGGAUAAACUAUCGAAAUUCAAGAUCCGCAUCGAAGACCCUCCCAGGCGGAAGCACAUGGUGUUCCUGGGCGGGGCGGUACUAGCUGACAUAAUGAAGGACAAGGACAACUUCUGGCUCACCCGCGAGGAGUACCAGGAGAAGGGGGUGCGCGUUCUGCAAAAGCUGGGUGUCACUGUCAGAUAAAAACACACACACACACACACAAAUCUAUUUAUCCUUCUCCUCUUUCCGCCUUCACCUCUCCUCUUUCUCGCUGUCGCCUUUCCCCUUUUCCGCCUUCACCUCUCCUGGCAAACGGUUCCAUCUUUUUUUUUUUGCACAAUUCCCAGUAUAACGUUAAAAAUACAAGGUCGACGUCCCCGCCAAUUCACGGAGAAAGUCGGGGACGUCUCGAAGGGAAGCCUACAAGUUUUUUUUAUAUCACAAUCAGGGUUCACCCAGCGUAUUUUCUUCCCCCGUGACUAAUCACAUUUUUAUAAACAAUUUUCUUUUUUUUGGAGAGGGGUGACUUUUCUUUUAUUGCGGGUUUUUCAGUUGCUUUCCCCUCGCCAUUGUUGCAGUGCACUACUACCAUUGUGAAUGGAGUGUAACCGUGGUAACAGAAGUUUGCUUUUAAUGAAGUCGAACUCCCUUCAAAGCAGGGUUUCCCCCCCCAAAAUUCGGGCCCAUCCUCAAAACGGUGGCGCUGAAACCCAAAUUUGGAAACUUCGUCGGAACACUUGCCAACCAUAUUGUAAAAGCCAUUAAAUACAACAUUAUGUAGCACACGCGUAUUGAUAACUGGAGUGUUAUCGCUUAUUGAAGAAACCUGAAACGUUGGCGACAUGCAAGGCUUCGAGGUCACCGAAUUUGCCGCGAUGCGAUUGUACUUUGUCGCUAAGCUACGCUAAUGCAAUAUCAAUGUUGGAAUAACAGUAUUCGUAUCAAUUCACUUUCUGACAAAUAUUUGAAAUCCAAUCAAAAAAAGCGAUGUCAAUUGUUUCACCAUGUAAACCGAGUAUCAGAUUUGUGAAUUUACCAAUAAAAGUGACCCCGGAACGGUGUGCCGAAUUGACGAAAAUGUACGACCCAUAGAAAAAUGGUGUUUUUUUUGGGAAACCCUGUCUUAAAGGAGAACAUAGGUAAAAAUGAAAGACGACCAAGAAUCCUCCGACGAUUCAUUUGUGUGAUGGUACUUUGAGGGGGCGUUUAAUCUGCCUUAGUGUUGAUCAAAAAGGCCUGCUGUUGUAUAUUUACUCAAAACGCAGCAAAUCACAGAAGGUUUAAAUGAAAAAGGCUGUUUUUGAGAUUUUUUUUUUGCGAUCCCCCCCCCCCCCCCCUUUUGGCCUGAUCAAUACUCGAGGCACUUCACCAAGAUUGUUUGGGGGGGGGGGGGGGGGUGACGGUUGAUAAUGAUUCUUGGAUUGUAUAUUUUUCUUUUCCUCCUUUUCCAUGGAUAUCUUAUCCAGUGCCAAGUGCAGUUCAUGUUUUGUUGUACGUUUCUGCUGGCUUUUUAUUUUGUUGUCGCCGCCAUUUUGUUUUGACUCUGUUGUUCAUAGCAUAACUGCCUAACGCUGAUUUAAAUAAAGAAAAGUGAUUUAUAAGGA
This is a messenger RNA of Syngnathus typhle (broad-nosed pipefish), 2701 nucleotides long. Its product is annotated as actin-related protein 2. The transcript has 9 exons. The record is from RefSeq and is a predicted model, not a curated record. Gene Ontology annotation, molecular function: actin filament binding. Bases 3 to 1298 code for a protein of 431 amino acids. Gene Ontology annotation, biological process: Arp2/3 complex-mediated actin nucleation. Lineage: Eukaryota; Metazoa; Chordata; Actinopteri; Syngnathiformes; Syngnathidae. Gene Ontology annotation, cellular component: Arp2/3 protein complex; actin cortical patch.